Messenger RNA from Naegleria gruberi, 882 nucleotides. RefSeq lists its product as uncharacterized. NCBI's taxonomy places the organism in Eukaryota, Heterolobosea, Eutetramitea, Acrasida, Naegleriidae. Gene Ontology annotation, molecular function: NAD transmembrane transporter activity. The transcript is spliced from 3 exons. Gene Ontology annotation, biological process: NAD transmembrane transport. The coding region runs from base 1 to 882 and encodes 293 amino acids. The record is from RefSeq and is a predicted model, not a curated record.
AUGGUUAAUGCAUUGGCUGGAAGUAUGUCAGGUGUAAUAUCAACCAUAGUAUUGGCACCUCUCGAUGUAGUUAAAACACGUUUAAUCAUUCAAAGAAUUCCUCAUAUACCAAAAUAUCAAAAAUCGAAAGGAAUUUUAGGAACAAUGAAACACAUGAUCAAACACGAAGGAAUUACAAGUUUAUACAAAGGAUUAGGAACAAAUUUAUUGGGAUAUGUUCCGAAUUGGGCAAUUUACUUUACAUCAUAUGAACAUUUUAAAGAGUCAUUCGGAAAGAGUGCUUUACUUUCAAAUCAUGUACAUUUAAAUCACGUUUUUAGUUCGAUGCUCAGUGGAUUUAUUACUUCAUUCAUAACAUCACCUAUGUGGGUUGUAAAAACUAGAAUGCAAACACAAGUAGAAAAGAAAUAUACUGGAACUUUUCAUGCCUUGAGUGAAAUUUUCAAAACUGAAGGCAUUAGAGGUUUAUAUAGAGGAUUAGCUCCUUCAUUAUUUGGUUUAAUUCACGUUGGUGUACAAUUCCCAACUUAUGAAUAUUUGAAAAGAUUAUUGAAAGAUCAUGAUAAGAGACAUAAUUCAACAGUUGAUAUUUUAAUAGCCAGUUCUGUUAGUAAGAUUAUAGCCAGUAUGAUUGCAUAUCCUCACGAAGUGUUGAGAUCUAGAUUACAAGAUCAUGGACAUGGUAAAAAUAUUCAAACAGGAGCUAAUUAUGAACCAUAUAAAGGAAUGAGGGAUGCUAUUUACAGAAUUUGGCAUGAAGAAGGAUAUAGAGGAUUUUAUCGUGGAAUGGGAGCUAAUUUAGUGAGAGUUGUACCUGCUGCAGUGUUAACUUUGGGCAGUUUCGAGUUUUGUUCACAAAUGUUCCAAAAAUUUGAUUCCUAA